Messenger RNA from Andrographis paniculata, 1805 nucleotides. RefSeq names its product signal recognition particle 54 kDa protein 2-like. Gene Ontology annotation, cellular component: cytosol; signal recognition particle, endoplasmic reticulum targeting. Gene Ontology annotation, molecular function: GTPase activity; endoplasmic reticulum signal sequence receptor activity; GTP binding. Lineage: Eukaryota; Viridiplantae; Streptophyta; Magnoliopsida; Lamiales; Acanthaceae. The record is from RefSeq and is a predicted model, not a curated record. Bases 75 to 1562 code for a protein of 495 amino acids. The transcript has 9 exons. Gene Ontology annotation, biological process: SRP-dependent cotranslational protein targeting to membrane; SRP-dependent cotranslational protein targeting to membrane, translocation.
UUGCUUUGCCGCCAACUUUACUCCGAAAUCCUAAUUCAAUUCUAUAGAGUUUGAAUUCCGAAGAAUUGGUAGAGAUGGUGCUCGCGCAGUUAGGGGGAAGCAUUACGCGCGCUCUCCAGCGGAUGAGCAACGCCACCGUAAUUGACGAGAAGGUGCUCAAUGAUUGCCUCAAUGAGAUCACCCGUGCGCUUCUCCAAUCCGACGUGCAGUUUAAGCUCGUUCGGGAUAUGCAGACCAGUAUCAAGAGGAUUGUAAAUCUCGAGGAGCUCGCCGCUGGGCAUAACAAGCGCAAGAUAAUCCAACAGGCAGUUUUUAAUGAGCUAUGCAAGAUGUUGGAUCCUGGGAAGCCUUUGUUUACCCCGAAAAAAGGGAAAACUAGUGUUGUUAUGUUUGUUGGUCUGCAAGGUUCUGGGAAGACAACAACAUGUACAAAAUAUGCAUAUUACCACCACAAGAAAGGAUGGAAACCUGCUCUGGUUUGUGCCGAUACAUUCAGAGCUGGUGCUUUUGACCAGUUGAAGCAAAAUGCAACUAAAGUUAAAAUUCCCUUUUAUGGAAGUUACAGGGAAUCAGAUCCAGUGAAAAUUGCAGUCGAAGGUGUUGAAAGAUUCAAGAAAGAAAAUUGUGAUCUCAUAAUAGUUGACACCAGUGGACGGCACAAACAGGAAGAAGCACUUCUUGAGGAGAUGCGUCAAGUUUCUGAAGCAACAAAACCAGAUCUUAUCAUCUUUGUGAUGGAUAGCAGCAUUGGUCAAGUUGCCUACGAUCAAGCUAAAGCAUUCCGGGAAAGUGUUGCAGUUGGGGCUGUGAUUAUCACAAAGAUGGAUGGACAUGCUAAGGGAGGAGGUGCUCUCAGCGCAGUUACAGCAACAAAAAGUCCUGUCAUAUUUUUAGGAACUGGUGAACACAUGAAUGAGUUUGAAGCAUUUGAUGUUCAACCAUUUGUUAGACGUCUUUUAGGUAUGGGUGAUUUGUCUGGAUUCAUAGAAAAGAUUCACGAAGUCGUUCCAAUGGAUCAGCAGCCUCAGCUUCUUCAGAAGCUUUCUGAAGGAAAGUUUACACUGAGGAUUAUGUACGAACAAUUUCAGAGCAUGCUUAAGAUGGGAUCUAUUGGUCAGGUAUUUUCGAUGCUUCCAGGAUUUAGCCAAGAGAUGAUGCCCAAGGGCGGCGAAAAGGAAGGCCAGGCGAAGAUCAAAAGAUACAUGACGAUGAUGGACUCAAUGACUGAUGGAGAGUUGGACAGUUCCAAUCCAAAGCUAAUGAAUGAAUCACGAAUGGCGCGGAUAGCUAGAGGGUGUGGUCGAUCCAUUAAGGAUGUAAUGGAUAUGAUGGAGGAGUACAAGAGGCUGGCUAAGAUUUGGAUCAAUAUGAAGGGCCUUAAGAUCCCAAAGAAGGGAGAAAUGAAUGCAUUGUCGCGAAACAUGAAGAACUGUGAAGUACAAGAGGCCAUUCCGCCGGAGAUGCUCAAGAAGAUUGGCGGCGCCGGCGCCUUGCAGAACUUGAUGAAGCAAAUGGGGUCUGCUAAGGAUAUGAUGGGUGUGUUUGGCGGCAGGCGCAAGUAGAAACCACCGGUCACUCUUGUGGACGCGGCGCAAUGUCGAGAAAAAAAAAAAAAAAAAAGAUAGCCAUAUUUUGAUUGAUUGUUUUGUUUGUUCAUAGCCAAGGCAAAUUUUGAUUUUCAGUUAAGGUUCAGUUUCACAACUCAGCUGCUGAUUCUCCUCCUAGUGUGUGAAUUUGCUUGCUAUAACUUGUGUUGUGUUCCUUCUUUGGUAAAUGUUAGGGAGGAACUAAUUGUGUAUAUUUAG